Molecule: messenger RNA, 1435 nt
Organism: Fundulus heteroclitus (mummichog)
Lineage: Eukaryota; Metazoa; Chordata; Actinopteri; Cyprinodontiformes; Fundulidae
Gene: psat1
Product: phosphoserine aminotransferase 1
Exons: 9
Coding region: 110-1231 (373 amino acids)
Biological process (GO): L-serine biosynthetic process
Cellular component (GO): cytoplasm
Molecular function (GO): pyridoxal phosphate binding; O-phospho-L-serine:2-oxoglutarate transaminase activity
Source: RefSeq, a predicted model, not a curated record
CGCCUCACUUUACACAAGCAUCAAGCAGCGACGGUCAGAGCAGCCGCUCCAUAACUCGCAGCACCGUGAAUACUGUAACUGGUGCAGCAUUCAGCAGCUUCUGGGCACCAUGGAGCAGAAACAAACCAUCAACUUUGGAGCUGGACCUGCCAAACUACCCCAGUCUGUGCUGCUUCAGGCUCAGAAGGAGUUUCUCAGCUACGGCGGCCUCGGGAUCAGCGUUCUCGAGAUGAGCCAUCGAUCAGCAGACUUCAACAAAAUCAUCAACAAGUCAGAGAGUCUGCUUCGAGAGUUGCUAGGCAUCCCGGACAACUACAAGGUGUUGUUCCUGCAGGGCGGCGGCUCCGCACAGUUCAGCGCCGUCCCCCUCAACCUGAUCGGCCUCAAAGAGGACAGAUGCGCCGACUACCUGGUGACCGGCACGUGGUCGGCUAAAGCUGCCAAAGAAGCGGAGAAAUAUGGCAAAGUCAACGUUGUCCACCCGAAGCUGGACAGCUACACGAAAAUUCCCGACCCCAGCAGCUGGACCCUGAACCCCUCGGCGUCCUACGUGUACUACUGCUGCAACGAGACGGUCCACGGCGUGGAGUACAACUUCACGCCCGAAACCAACGGGGUGGUCCUCGUCAGCGACAUGUCCUCCAACUUCCUGUCGCGGCCCGUAGAUGUAUCAAAGUUUGGGCUCAUUUUCGCCGGCGCCCAGAAGAACGUGGGUUGCGCGGGGGUUACGGUGGUCAUCGUGCGAGAGGACCUGUUGGGCCACGCCCUGAAGGAGUGCCCCAUUGUGCUGGACUACAAGGUGCAGGCUGAAAUGAACUCCCUCUACAACACUCCUCCGUGUUUUAGCAUCUACAUUAUGGGUCUGGUUCUGGAGUGGAUCAAGAAUAAUGGGGGCAGCGCUGCCAUGGAAACGCUCAACAAGCAGAAAUCCUCCAUGAUUUACGACAUCAUCAACUCCUCGAACGGUUUUUAUGUGUGUCCUGUGGACGCUGCGUGUCGGAGCCGCAUGAAUGUGCCUUUUCGCGUGGGGAAGAAAGAGGGAGACGACGCCUUGGAGAAGAAAUUUCUGGAGGGUGCAUCCAAGCGGGGGAUGAUUUCCUUGAAAGGACACAGGUCAGUGGGAGGGAUGCGGGCCUCCCUGUACAACGCUGUAACUCUGGAGGACACCGCGGCCCUCGCAGACUACAUGAGAGGCUUCCUCAAAGAGCACCAGUUGACCAACUGCUCUUAAAAACACGAGCUUUCAAAGUACAUAUUGAAAACAAAACGGUUAUUAAUUGUUCCUAAGGGAGUAAACCCACUAAUGCCAAAUGAGUCUUAUUUCAAUGUAUCUUUUCUGUAGACGUAUUUAAUUAUUUUUGUUGACUAAUACUGUUUUACUUAAGUAAUUCCUGGUACUUACAUUUUAAUAAAUCUCAUUUUGAAAUCCCUUUCA